Chaetomium fimeti is the source of this 2565-nucleotide messenger RNA. Its product is annotated as Six-hairpin glycosidase-like protein. The record is from RefSeq and is a predicted model, not a curated record. The coding region runs from base 260 to 2410 and encodes 716 amino acids. Gene Ontology annotation, biological process: carbohydrate metabolic process. The transcript has 2 exons. NCBI's taxonomy places the organism in Eukaryota, Fungi, Ascomycota, Sordariomycetes, Sordariales, Chaetomiaceae.
CUGCAACGGCUAAUCACCAUCCUUGGCCUUGGUCGGGACGUCAACAGCCCCUCCCUCCCAGACCAACGGGUCACCGGAAUACGCCAUGGAUGCAUGUCUGGGUCCUCUGGGGAAUACGGUACCCGGCCGGAGGGGCAGGGGCAUGGGCAUGGAGAUAGUCGAGUGUGAACAGUCACUAUAUCUAUCGUCCGUUCCUAGACGCAGCCCGCCCCGGUAAGAGUUGUUGAAUAGAAGAAUUAGACGAGUACAUCGAAUAGCAAUGCGUGCUCUGUCUCUUUUUCUCGUGCUGUCCUCCGUUGCGGAGGCGGUGUCUAUUGGCCAACGUCGAAAGAUUGUCCAGUCGUUCAACGUACGCCGAACCAAGAGCUCUGAUUCCACCCCCUUGCAGGUUGGAAAUGGCAACUUUGCCUUCGGUGCGGACGUUACGGGGCUUCAGACCUUCAAGCCAUAUGCCAUCAUGUCAACGUGGGGCUGGCACAACUUCAGUCUCCCUACGACGCCUGGCCAAACUUCUGUCGAUGACUACACCGGCCUACAAAUGUGGACGCAUGGUAGACUUGUCCCCUAUGAAGUGCCGAACCCGGCCCAGAAUGACAUCUCAAACUGGCUCAGGGAGAACCCCCAUCGCCUUAAUCUAGCCAGGGUUGGGUUUGACUUUGGCAGAAAGGAUGUCACAGAGGACGACCUACGACAUAAAUCCCAGGAACUCGAUAUGUGGACGGGGAGGUUAUCAUCAUCCUUCGUCUAUGAUGGAUCUCCUGUGAGAGUCGAGACGUGGGCCGACCCAAACUCAGAUACCGUCGCAGUCAAUGUAAACUCGAAGCUGUUGAGACGGAGUCUGGGUCUCUUUUUCGACUUCCCGUACCCCGACAAAGAGAAGUUCAACGCCCCUUUCGUCGGCCACUUCAACCUCACUUCGAAACACUCAACUGCCCUAGAUCAACAGUCUCCCAACACAGCCACAAUAAAGCACACGCUGGAUGACACAACUUACUACACCCACAUAUCAUGGAGCGGCCACGGAAAUAUCAAUGGCCCUACCAACGGAACCCACCGCUACACCUUCACCUCAGCCCAGACCAACAACGUCCGACUAACCAUCACCUUCUCCUCCGCCCCCAACCCAGAACCAACCCCCUACCCCCGCGUCACCGCCGCCUCCCGCGCCUGGUGGAACUCCUUCUGGGCCCGCGGCGCCUUCAUCGACCUAACCUCAGUCCACGACCCGCGCGCGCACGACCUCCAAAAACGCAUCAUCCUCUCCCAGUACCUCACCACCAUCAACUCAGCCUCGUCCUACCCGCCCCAGGAAUCCGGCCUCGUCAACAACGGCUGGCACGGCAAGUUCCACCUCGAGAUGACCCUCUGGCACACCCUGCCCUUCGCCCGCUGGAACCACGCCGACCUCGUCCGGCGCAGCCAGCCGGCCACUUACGAACAAAUCCUCCCCGCGGCUCUCUCGCGCGCGCAGGCCCAGGGGUAUGCCAAGGGCGCGCGCUGGGGCAAAAUGACGGAUCCGCAGACGGGCCGCAGCGCGCCGGGGGAUAUUAAUGCGUUGCUGAUCUGGCAGCAGCCGCACCCGCUGUACUUUGCUGAGGUUGAGUGGCGGGCGGCGACGGCGAAGAGGGGGAGGAGGGGCAGCUCGGGCAGCGCAGCGGAAGAGACGCUGGCGCGCUGGGACGCCGUCGUCACCGCCACGGCCGACUUCAUGGCCUCGUAUGCCUGGUGGAAUGCCUCGACGGGCGUGUUCGACCUCGGCCCGCCCAUGUACCCAGUCUCGGAGAACACGGAUCCGAAUGCCACGCGCAACGCGGCGUUUGAGCUGGCGUAUUGGCGGUUUGGGCUGGAUGUGGCGGUGCGGUGGAAGGAGAGAAUGGGCCGGCCCGUGCCGGGGGAGUGGGUGACGGUGAGGGAUGGGCUGGCGCCGCUGCCGAUGGCGGAUGGCACGUACGCGGUCUAUGAGGGGAUCGAGGGGAUGUGGACGUCGAAUGAGACGACGAAUGAUCACCCGGCCAUGGCGGGGAUUUAUGGGCUGCUGCCGCCGCCGGCGAGUGGACCGCCCCUGGACAUGGACGCCUUAAAGAAGACAGCGCGGAAGAUCAAGGAGUUGUGGGCGCUGGACUUUUCGUAUGGGUGGGACUUUGCCAUGUUGGCCAUGAACUCGCUGCGGCUGGGAGAUCCAGAGCAAGCGGUUGAGUACUUGCUCCAUCCCAUUUUUCAGUUUGAUGAUGCUGGGUAUCCGGUAGGCGGGUCGAGGGUACCGACACCCUAUUUUCCGAAUUCAGCCUCGCUGCUAGUCGCGACGGCUAUGAUGGCUGGGGGGUGGGAUGGGGACGAGGGUAAGACGGGACACUGGCCCAAGUCAUGGGAGAAACAUGUGCGUGUGGAAGGGUUUCUGCCGGCACUGUGAGUGACCAGGCACGCUAGUUAUCAAACUGAUGACUCGAGGACCAAAUCCAUACCUCUCUGUCUGCCCCGUUGGUGGCUCAAAUAUUCCCAUCAACCGUCUAGUAAUCUGCCAUUGCGAAACCGCGAUUCGUCAAACCCUGGCCCAGAAACUCAAGA